ACUUGCAGCUGCCAGUGCCGUGCUAGGGAUUAAACCUGUGCCAGAUAUGGCUGGGGGAUGCUGCCUAACACCCCACCAGAACAUUGGGAUUCCUAGCUCAGCAGUUCCCACAUCUGUCUUUGCCGAUGUGAUGUCUUAAGGUUCCAAGGUGCCCAUUAAGUUCCCCUGCAACACUUUCAUCACCCCGGUUUGAGAUUUGAAGCCUAAGCUUUAGGAAGCAGCCCCAGUUGCAGUAUGUGUUUUCUUUCUUUCUUUUUAAAAAAUAUUGAAUUGUUUAAAAGUGCAAACAUAACAAAAUGUAAGAAAACAAAGAUUUAAAAAUUCAAUCUGUAUAGCUUCUCACCCUGGGAGGACAAAAAUAAAAGGAUCUAGAGCAGCUUUAAAGCAAUUCCCUUUUAGGAAUAAUAAAUAUUUAUUAAAGUAUUAUCCACUUGUAAGUGCCAUUGUUAUUGAGAAUAAAGGUUGUAUAUAGUCUUAAAUUUGAGAAAGGCAUUAGCAUAUACUGGUGGCACAAAUCCUAUCACUUUCCCCUGGGGAAACCCAACCUUUAGCACUCAAGAUUAAAGUUAAAGAGCAGGUUUUCCCUAGGAAAGGAACAGGGCAAGGGGGAAUCUGCCAGAACUGCGCUUUCUAGGCAUGGAACAAGCAGAAGUAUGGAUGAGCCCUGAGUGACCAUUUGCCUCAGUAUUUGUGUAAAAAAUAAAACCAUACCCUAUAUUGGGGGGGGGGGGAGUGUCAUUCAAGCUCUACCCUUUAGGUGCUUUUAGUUUGUGAGAUAUCUUUUCAAGGACAGCAUUUUGCAAAAACCCUUGAACACCAGCAAUCCAGAUUAUUAAGAUUAAUAUCCAAAUUACUGAGAGGUGUGCUUUCUUUGCUUACAGAUAUACACCAAAGAGCCCCCUGAGGGAGCCAGACAGAUCCAAAGAACUGGAAGCAGAUUCUUCACAGAGCAACUCCUAUAGGAACACACUCUCCAGAAUGCUGCGCCUCAAGAAAAUGAAGCCUCUUGGACAGCGGAAGCGCUCAACGCCUGUUGCACUCAGCAAGGCACUCAGCAUGUCUAAGCAUCACUCCGGCAGGGAAGUAAUUUGUCAACCCGUCCAUUCAGACAAUGGAUUACCAGCCGGGGCUUUCGGUAAUCCAAAUUCCGUUUUCAUUUUGGAGGAGCAAGUACAGCUAACUGCAGGCUUACAGACGCAAGAGAGAUGUUUGUUCCUCUUCAGCGAUAUGUUGGUUGUUGCCAAGUUCAAGUCAUCCUCCAACUUGAAAGUGAAGAAGCAGGUGCACCUGACUAAGGUGUGGACAGGCAGCUGCCUCAGUGAAGUGUCGGAGAAAAGAUUCACCCAUGAGACCUCCUUUGUGAUUGGCUGGCCCACCACCAACUUUGUUGUCACUUAUAGAUCGCCUGAAGUGAAGGACAGGUGGAUGUCAACACUGCUGUGGCACAUCAAUGAAGUGAAGCAGACUGAGUAUCCCAAAAGCAUACCCAUGCAGAUUGUGUUGAUGGACGGUGACCACAGCUCCUCUAGCACUGCAAUAAUCGUCUCCAAUGUAGAAACAGCAGAGCAUGUCAUCAAGAGGACCACUGAGAAGCUGGGACUUCCUGGCCGGCCAAGAGACUAUCUCCUUUGGGUAAUACCAGGAAGGGACAAUAAUGCUUACCCACUUAUCGGCCAUGAGCAACCCUUCAGCAUUAUUCUCAGCUGCCUCGAAGACUUCAUGCACCAGCCACAAGAUACUGACAACAGAAUGCUGCUCACUGAUUAUUAUGGAAAUUCCAUCCUGGACCAGCUCCCCAGGGAUAGGCAAUGCCAGUUCAUCCUGAAACUCAGACACCAAGCUCCAGAGCAGCUGCAAAGAGAAAAGGUACAGAAGCACACCAAGAGGAAGAAAUCUUUGAUCGAUUGGGCACUCCGCCGAAGCACCAGCACCCCAACUGGCAGCCCAGUAUCACAGUCUCCGACCACCUCGAGGAAGCUUUUUGGCCUGUCCCUGGAAUCAUUGUGUCCUGAUGGAAACCUCCCCAAGCCAAUUAUGGAUAUCCUGCAACUCCUGUACCAUGAGGGCCCCACCACAAGGGGCAUCUUCAGGCGCUCGGCUAAUGCCAAGACUUGCAAGGAACUGAAGGAAAAACUCAACUCUGGAGAUGAUGUCCAGGUGGAUGGUGAAUCUGUCUUUGUGGCAGCUGGAGUUAUUACAGAUUUCCUACGCAAUAUACCUGACAGUGUUCUAUCCUCAGACAUGCACGGGCUGUGGAUGGAAGCCAUGGAUAAGGAAAGCCGAGCACAUAAGAUUGAAGCACUCAAAAGCUUAGUGAAUCAGCUCCCAGAAGCAAACCUCAUUUUGCUCAGACACCUAUUUGGAGUUUUACAUCACAUUGCGCAAAAUUCGACAGAGAAUCAAAUGAACGCCUACAACUUGGCCCUCUGCAUCGCCCCCAACAUGCUGUGGCUUCCCAGCCCAACAGGUCCUGAGGAGGAAAGCAAAUCCACAAAGAAGGUGGCCAGGCUGGUGCAGUUCCUGAUUGAAAAUUCAGCUGAAAUUUUUGGAGGGGACAUUGCUACACUGUUCCAACAGUCAGAGAAAGAGAAGUCGAAGAGUGCGGGUGCCUUCCUAGGCCAGCUCAAUGAUUCCUCAGAUGAGAUGGAAAGUGCUCCCUCCUACCAAGGAAGGGCAAAUCAGCAUUAUGUGCAGGAAGCAGGCGGUGAGGGCCUCUUCAGCCCAUUUGAUGGACUGAUGCUCAAUGAAGAUCAAGAGGACUGGGAUUUGUUUAGCGAGAUCACUGCCUGCUAUCAGAGCAAAGCUGGGCACGCCAGUUCCAACAGCUGCGACUUCCUGAGAGAGCAGGGAUCCUUUUGCUCACACUGCCCAGUCUGCUCACUGGGGCCUUCAAGGAAUCGGUGCUCUUCGGAGCCCAGCGUUUGCCUGAGCUCUCAGCUUUCUGUUGAGGACCACGAGCCAGUGGCCCGGCAAUCCAGUUGUGAUGCCACCAUCAUGCACAGCCACAGUGAUUACGUCCGCAGGCUCCAGCAACUACAGAUGGAGAGCCAGAAGCUCAUAGAUGAAGGGCUGAACCCUGGUCCGAGCAAAGGAAAGCAGAGUUUCUGGGGGGCCUACCCAAGCACCAGCAUGCCCAAGAAGCUUGACCCUCUGAAGUCGUGCCUGUCUAACACGUCUAGCUUCUCCAGCCUUUCAUCAACCACCACAUCUGCCUCCUCACUGAGCUCCUUGGAGAGCGCUUUCUCGUACUGCUCCGAGUCAUCUACCUUCAGCCCCACUGAAGCCUCCACCCCGUCGUUCAUAUUUGAGACGUCUACCGAGCACCACAGCUUGUCCCCUAAGAUGGCAGAGAGAUCCUUGAAGGAGUGGCACAAGCCCUUGACCUCCCCAUUGCCUCUGGGCCCUUGCAAUGUGGGCGCUUGCUGCGGGAGACAGGUGGAUGACCAAGAGCCAAGCUGCAGCAGCAGAGUGUCAUCGAGGGUCUUCAUACCCGUAGGUGGCCCGUUUCAGGAGGACAACUGGGACGAAGAGAGGAAAGAGGCAGGAGCUGCUAAAAUGUUCGGACACACUCCUGUGAAGCCAGACUUCAGAGGUCAUUUCCCUAACACCGAGAGCCCUUCUCUGCCAGCACAGCAAGUGCAAAGGGAGAAAUCUGUGAAGCACAUUGAGAUCAGUCGUCCCAAAGCUUCGCAUGGCGGCCAAGAAAGCCUGAAGCGCACCAAGAUAACCGUAUUCAUGGCACCUAAAACGAGCUAUCCAACAGCAUCUCCUGUAGGGCAAAACAAGGAGGAGACAGCCAAGAAUCUGCAGAGCAUGAAAAUUCAUAUUCCGCAGACAGUCUUCUACGGGCAAAACACUCCUUUGGUCCUCCAGUCUGCCUCACGGAGAUACCACCAUGAAUCAGUGAGCCAGUCACCCCAGGUGGAGAUCCCUGAAAGUGUUCCCCUCGUGGAAGUCCCAGGAGACCCAGCUGAGCAGGAAGGGUGGCAUACCAGGGCCCAGCGGAGCACAUUCGGCCACAACCUCCGCGUCUUUCUCCCGACCUCCAUCCGCAACACCGUCCGGGAGUACUUCAACCAGGAAAGCUCUAAGGAAUACUGCAUGAUGAGAGCAGAAUCGGUGGAGAGUGAGCUUCUGCGGAACAGGGCAGAGUGGCUUAGAAGCCAGCCCCGCCCCAGCGCCCCGCCCAAGAAGCGCAGCGGUCGAAUGUUUCCAGAAGAAACCAUUGUCUAGGAGCAGAGCAGCUGCACCUUGCGCAUUUUUGUGCUUUCUUUCCGCAUAGGGAGGAUAGUCCUGUGAAAGUGCCUCUAAAAUGCUUAGCUGAGAUGUGAAGAUAUUCGUUUUCAUGGGCUGGUGUCAAGUGGCUGUUAGUGUGGUCAUUUGUAGCUUUUCCCUUGGGCUCUGUGUGUGUGUGUUUUCCCUGCCCAGAAGAAAAGACUGGAACAGAUGUCUGCUAACAUGAAGCCGUACUCCACACAUACAAAGCUUCAUCCUGCUGCUUUCUGCUGAAGAUGCCAGUUUGCACAGAGAGGUGAGCAGGCAGGAGCAGAGCCACUCAAAAGGAUUUUUGUUGUUGUUGUUUCAGCUCCAUGCAAACGUCAUGGCAAGCCUACAAGGACGCUGAGGAGACCCUUUCAAUCACAUUGGGAAAAAAUUACAACAAAAAGAAAUCCGGGCUGUUUUUUGUUUGGCUUUUCAUCACUUUGUUAGGUGAAACUCGAAAGAAAAACAUUUCAUUUACCCCCCC
Molecule: messenger RNA, 4747 nt
Organism: Podarcis raffonei (Aeolian wall lizard)
Lineage: Eukaryota; Metazoa; Chordata; Lepidosauria; Squamata; Lacertidae
Product: rho GTPase-activating protein 20-like
Exons: 15
Coding region: 979-4233 (1084 amino acids)
Biological process (GO): regulation of Rho protein signal transduction; signal transduction
Molecular function (GO): GTPase activator activity
Source: RefSeq, a predicted model, not a curated record